AGAGAGAGAGAGAGAGAGAGAAGGCUGGAGAGAGGCAGAGCAUCCAGCUCUGGCGGUGCUGCAGCAGCGCUGCGCGAGGAGCACGGAGUGAACGGACACAGUGAACGGACACGGCGGACGCGCGCGAGACCCGCAGAGCCGUGAAAUGAGAGAGUAACAGGCAUUAAGAAAUGUCUCAGAAGAAGAUAUUCCUUGUUCUGGUGGCGAUUACUACUGUCAGCUUCCUGUUGCAUCAUGGGGGUCACCUCAGCUGGACUAUGGAAGCAUUCCGAUUGGGCUGCUCGUCCAUGCGCUUCUCUUUCUCUUCAGACGGUGGCAGUCCUCGCCACAAGCACACCAGCGUCGUUUUCCUGAAGACGCACAAGACGGCCAGCACCACAGUGCAGAACAUCCUUUUUCGCUUUGCAGAGCGCAACAACCUGACUGUGGCGCUGCCUGUCACAGCUUGUGACCACCAGUUCUGCUACCCACGCCUCUUCAGUAGCCAUUUUGUUCAUCCACACACCACGCCACCGGACAUCAUCACCAACCACUUGCGCUUUAGUCGUUCCGAAGUGCACCGCCUCAUGCCCAAUGACACUUUCUACAUCACUAUCCUGCGAGAGCCAGGUGCCAUGUUCGAGUCACUGUUCAGCUACUAUAAUCAGUACUGCCAGAGCUUCAAGCGUGUCCCCAAUGGCUCCCUAGAGGCUUUUCUGGACGAGCCCUGGUCCUACUACCGUCCAGAAGAAAAGGACGCCAUGUAUGCAAGGAACACGUUGACCUUCGACUUAGGUGGUGACAAGGAUCGGCCUUCGGCAGACACCAAAAUGUAUGCAAAGCGGUUUGCAGCAGAAGUGGAGCGAACCUUCUCGCUAGUCAUGAUUGCAGAAUAUUUUGAUGAAUCGCUAGUCUUGCUACGACGCCUGUUGUCGUGGGAUUUAGAGGAUGUGCUUUACGUCAAACUCAACAUGCGCACUGCUUCCUCGAAGAGCAGCCUUUCCAAUGAACUAAGGGCCAAAAUACGCUCAUGGAAUGCCAUUGAUGCUGUGCUCUACGACCACUUCAAUGCCUCACUGUGGCGACAACUUAACACAAUUGGCCUAGCAUGUGUGGCUAGAGAAGUGCAGCUCCUGAGGCGUGCCCGGGACCAGCUGGUCCGCAGCUGCUUUGGCGGUCGACUGCCUCAGCUGCGUUCAGCUGCUCAGAUCACCAACAAGGAUCUGCGGCCCUGGCAGCCCAGCUCCAAAGUGGCUAUUGUUGGUUAUGAUCUGCCUGCUAACAUUUCAAAUAAAAGCUCAGGCCUUCCUCAGGAGAUGUGCCUGAAGCUCAUUAUGCCUGAAGUGCAAUACACACGGCUAUUGCUGCGUUCAGAAUCGCUGCGCUACCGGAAUAGGUUUCCAUUACGUUCAUCCCAACAGACCCUGAAACGGUCAGGGCAACGACGAGAAAUCUCUGUCCUGAGCUCUACCCAGCGACCUUCAGGUGCACUAGGUAGAACCACCAGAGGAACUCUACGUUUAACCCAGCAGCCCAUUAAUUAGUUCCAUCAAUCUGUUCUUUUUCUUCUUGUAAACCAGACUUGCAAGAAAAGAUUUGUAAAGGACAGGAAGCUGUGAACAAUGCCUGCCAUUACAAUUAGAUUAAUGAUUCUCAGGACUACAAGAGACUAGGUGGGCUAAUGAGCCUUACACACACAAGUGUGAGGCUUGCAGAACCUCUCUAAUUACCCUGGAUCUGGAUCUGUGAAGCUCAUAAAGGCCAGCAUGUGUGUGACGUAGGCUGUAGAAUAUGACACUAUAUAAUUGCAGCAUUUAAACAAAAAUUCUGCCUCUGCAAGCAAGCACAUGGACCAUAUUUUUUAUGCCUCUGGUCUUUGGAGAGAAGAGAUAUCUAUGAGUAGGUUUGCCUUCUUCACGUUCUAGCAAUGUCGGCCAGUGCCAGCCAAAUGAUGUUAAGGCAUGCAAGGUAUUUUCAAACAAGCAGGCCUACACCAUUAAGCAUCUAUAUGUGUGCAAGUGUGUUUACCGAAGUGAGGCCUCUGCCAAAUUAUGUGGUUCUGUAAACCAGCCCUGCACUUGUGGUCUCAACCCUGUCUCGCUCUUGACAGUUGGUGAUGAUGCAACCCUCUCAAAGGACGUGAAGCAUUUAAAUAUUUAAUCAUUUAAUCUUCAGUCUUUCCUUGGCCGCCGCUUGGGUUACACUGGCCUGCAUUUCAUGAGAGCACAGUGGAGUAUGCCAAGCUGGCUCAGAGCAGAGGACGGCGGAAAGAAUUAAAAAGGAUGAACACAGUUGAGGGCGAAUGAAAGAAUCCACCAUCACGCUAACGUGCAGGCCUAGACGAGUUCUUUUAAGUAGUUUGAGGUGACACAGUGCCCUUUUUAAUGCGAAGAGACUAGGGAUAAGUAGUACAAUAUAAUAAGCACUGUACUCACAUACAGUUGUAAUGAUAAAAGACAGAAGACAUGAUUUAGCUUCAUGUGAGUCCUAUUUGAAUUAAUUUAAACAUUUUUUUCUUGUUAUCUUGUUCUUGGAUUCAUCAUUGCUCUUUAAAAGAGUAUAUCCAGGUUUGUGGACAUGUACUUGUUUAGUCUGAGACAAGUCUAGGUCCACUGUGAUUCUGGUCAUUAAAAUAGUGUGAAAAAUAGUGAAAUAGUGACUUCUCUAUCUGUUUUUCAUGGCAUGAUGGAAUGUCACCCAGAGCUUCAACAUUGGUAAUUUAUUUAUUAAUUAUUAUUAUUAUUAUUAUUAUUAUUAUUAUUAUUAUUAUUAUUAUUAUUAUUAUUAUUAGUGUAUUUUUAAAAUGCUUGUGCAGUUAUUCCCAGGAUCACCCUGAACAAUAUCUAUGAGCCAGGGUGUGCUUUCUGAAUCUAUUGAUUGGGCUUAUUUUUAUUAUUAUGCACAUCAGACAAGUACUUGGAGCAAUAGAGCUGCUAUUUGAAUAUGAAUAUGUGUUAUUUGAUUGUAUGUCUAACCCAGCCUGUAGAUUUUAGACAUCGGGCAUUACACUGUCCGCUGUAUCCUUAUCAUCCUCAUUGUAGCGAUCACAGGUAAGGAGGUUCUGAUUCCACAGAUUGGCUGGAUAACUGUGGCAUGAGAUGUCAUCCAUUGUAAACAAAUUUAAACUUUGAACUAGAGACAGUGGAGUGGCUAUGAGGACAUGGGAAGGUGUGGGUGCUCUUGUUUGAUAAGACUGCACACGGAUUUACAGAGAGCUGAUAUUAAUGAGUCAUUCCAACACCAACUCACUUUGGGCCUCGAAGAUCACACCAUUUCCAUACAUUCCACUGAGUGGCACAUUGUCCCUAUUGUCUUGAGAUCGUGUAUCAUCUUUAAUUCCUGGUAAUAUCACAGCCAUCCAUAUCCCAAAAAAGCAUAAUUGGCUGCACUCUGUCUAAGGUGUAUGAUCUCUCAGCACAAUGUGAGCAGCUGCUGCCAUCUGUUAAUUAAUAUAACAGAGCAUUUAGCAUUCUCUUCCAAACUUGUUGAGCAAUCAAGUAAUGUUGAUGAACUGUGUGAUAGAGUGAGAGCUAGUGGGUGGAAUUGGAUACGACAAAACUGGGCGACUGGGUUAAAAUAAAUGAAUAAAGAAUCCUCUAUUUAUUCUAGGCAACCAUGUAGAUGUUCAGACCAUUACUCUAGUAAUUCUUUGACUAUGAAUGUGCUUUACCAUAUCUUUAUAUUGUGCUUAGACUUUAUUUGGUGAUCAGACAUAACUCUUCUUAUUUGGGAAAAAAAACUUAGGAUUAAUAAAUAGGAUUAAUGUACCAAUCCCUAUUGAGAAAAUAUAGGGUCAAAAAGUCCUCUGAAUUUGACUUUUAUCAUGAUAUCAUUUUAUUUUCUCAAGAAACUUAUACAACUUAAAGUUCUGGUCUAUAUCUUGGCAUUACUCAAAUGAACUCACAGAAAACAAUGUACAGGAAGGGGAAAACUCUCAGGCUAGCUCACAGCUGUUAUGGUUAGCUGUCUGUAGCUCUGUCUAGCCAUGCUACAACAACUGCCUUUCACAAUAAAAGUCCCUGUACAAGACCCGAGAAGCAUUUCUGAAGAACAGGCUACACUAUUAUUCUUAAACUACAAAACACAGGCAUCUGACUCCAUAUUAGUUUUGAAAGAAAUCCAGCAAGCUUACAUACACCAAAAUUUUGCAAAAACAUUCACCUAAAAAUGUCCAUUUAAAGGAAAAUAUUAUUAUUAGUGUUGUAUUUAUAUCUAGCUAAUCUUUCAGCUCAGGUCAGUCAUUCCCCAAGCAGUUAAAGUAAAUAUUUUAAUGUGAUUUAUUGGGCAAACUUUAAAAAUUAAUUAUUUAAAAAUGUUUUGGAGCACAUUUUUUAAAAAUUUAAAUCAUGAAAUCAUGAUUGCAUUAA
Pygocentrus nattereri (red-bellied piranha) is the source of this 4346-nucleotide messenger RNA. It is a transcript of the gene gal3st3, whose product is annotated as galactose-3-O-sulfotransferase 3. Gene Ontology annotation, biological process: glycolipid biosynthetic process. The record is from RefSeq and is a predicted model, not a curated record. Bases 171 to 1523 code for a protein of 450 amino acids. Gene Ontology annotation, molecular function: galactosylceramide sulfotransferase activity. The transcript has 3 exons. Gene Ontology annotation, cellular component: membrane. Lineage: Eukaryota; Metazoa; Chordata; Actinopteri; Characiformes; Serrasalmidae.